CAACUGAACUAAGUGCACACAAAGGAUUUUAAGAAAUAGGCAUGAAAAACUGAGUUGCAGAUGAAGAUCAGGCACAUUGCACUGUUAUUUGUAGUGCUAGGGAGCAGUAUCAUUUAGCAGAAAGCUAUUUGUGGGCAUUUGUUUCUUUUAACUACUUACAUUUUACUUAUGGGGGUGAACAAAUCUGUCUGAGAAAACAAGGAUGUCAGGAAAUGAUCCAUGUCCCAUUUUUGUCUGGGGACUUUUAGCCUUCUUGGGUUUGGCUCUGAUCAUGUCCUUAAUCUUCAAUGUUUCUUACUGGAUGGAAAAGCAGCGACAAGAUAAAACCUGUGAUUACAGUGAUGACUACAUUCCGAGAGGUGAUGAGUAUUACAUUGAAGAUGCACCAAUUUAUGGUAACGUUGAUAAUAUGCUUUCUGGACCUACGGUUGAAAGCUUCUAUGAACAAAUGAAAGCCCGGCCUGAGAGAGCUAUAAAUGAAAAGCAGGAAUGCUCCCCUAUGCAGGCAAAGGCUGACACACAGAUAUGCUAUGCCUCACUGGAUAACAGCUUCAAGGGGAAACGCAGAAAGCCGAAAUCUCACUUUUCACCCAAGGAUGAAAAUGAGAAAUUACAUGCAGUGGAUACCAGACUACCUCAAAACAAUUCAGUUCCCAGUUUCAGAGAAGAAAGAGAUGUGUCGGAGGAGAACAUUCAUGAUGAUCCCAUUAGACUAUUUGGUUUGAUUCAUGCAAAGAAAGAGCAGAUAAGUAUGCAAGACUAUGAUCCUGCUUAGUGAAUGGAUGAUUUUUGCAACAACAACAACAAACAACAACAACAAAACCCACAUCAUGUCAUGAUUUAACUUUAAAGCAAGAGAACAACUUUGGAGAGUUGCAUGUUGAUCAGCUGUUUACUAGAAGUUUAACUUACCUCUGCUUCAGAUACCAAUUUGCCACUCUGGCUGAUAUUAGUUAAAAAAAAAAAUCUGUAUUAACACAUGGCAUAGAUAACGCUUGCAGCAAUGAAAUAAUGAACAUGCACAUUAAACGUGAUCAUUGAAUUGAACCUGUGACCCAAACAUUCUGUCCUAACCAAACUACUAAUGAUUAAUUUUCAUCUGGGGAAAAAACCCAAAUCAACUCUUUUCAAACUGGUGGGCUCAUAAGCAGAUUUAAAGAAAGGUUGGAGGAAACCAAUCACGCCUUCUCCAUUUCUAUCAGGGCGAUUCACCCACCUUCACCCAGCAUUUGGGCUUUUUGUCUUUUAAUAGAAUUACAGAAUCACACCAUUUUAGAGUUGAAAGGACUUCAGUGGCCAUCUAGUUCAGUCCUUCUAUGAAAGGAAUGCUCACUGUAAUAUACCUGAUGAGUGCUCAUUCAGCUUCUGCUUAAAGAUGAACAGGGACCACCAUGUCUCAAGGCAGUCUAUUCCACUUGUGGACAGCUCUCAUUGUUAGGAAGUUUUCCCAAACAUCUAGCCUAAAUUUGACUCUGCAAUUUCCAUUUAUUGCUCCUGGUUCUGUCCCCUCUCUGGGACCAAAUAGAAUAUGUCCAAUCCCUCUUCUAUACAAGAAUCCUUGAAAUACCUAAACACAGAGAUCAUAUCUCCCUUCUCUCCUUCCUCUCAGUUUUUUUCUUCUCUAGGACAUAUAUCCUCCCUUCUUUUGAUCGAUCUUGACAUGACAUAGGUAUAAAGACCUUCGCCAUUGUGGGUGCCUUCCUCUAGGUGCUAUCUAGCUUAUAAAUCGAUAUCUUUCUUAAACUGUGGCAGACAUAACUAAAUAAAAUACUCUGAUCAAGUUAGAGUACAGAAUGGGAAGUCGCCUUCUCUUCUUGUAGUUUUAUGAAUCAGGAUUUCAAAGAGCAGCAUGGCAAAAUAGAAAUAGAACCAGAUACAGGACACCCAAAUUCUGGUUCCACCAUAUAGCUGUGUAGGUAUAGGACCAAAAGGGACCUGAGUAUUUGCCUCAGCCCCCUCAUCUGGAAAAAGAGAAAGAAACAGCAAAUCACUCUAGUAUUUUUGCCAAGAAGACCUCAAAUGGAUGACAAAGAAUUGGACAUGACUAAACAACAAACAAAUAACUUUGAAGGAAUGGUUUGGAUGUAGAGGCUACUCAGGUCCCUUUUGGUCCUAUACUGAUGAUUUAAGAACAUGCUGUCCUUAGGGUUCAUCUCAUUUUUUUGUGAAUAAAAAUUAUAAUUAUAGUUUUAUUCCUUCAUCAUUUCAGGGAAACCAAACCACAUGAGGAAAAAUUGAAGGAUCUAGGCUUUAAUUAAGACUAGAAAAAACUAAGGUGAAAUACAGCUGUCAAAUGGAAAAGGGAGUUGACUUCUGUUGGAUUGCUCCAGAGGGUGGGUGGAAGAUGCAAAGAGACAGAUUUCAGUUCAACAUAAAUAAGAAUUUUCUAACAUUGGAAACCAUCCAACAAUGAAACAGACUUCGUUCUUCUAAUAGAGCCUCCAUGGCCAUCUCUUAGAAAUACUAUAGGAUGGUUUCCAUCACCAGAUAAUAGGUUUAAACUAGAUGAGCUUUAGAGAACCUUCCAACUUUAAGAUUCCAUGAUUUUAUGAAGAGAGGAAGAAGAGAUAUUUCAUACCUGGAAAGAAUUCCAUCCCUCUCUUUCAGUUUCUCAGUUCUUAUCUAGCGUUAGCUUUUUUUGUUCUAUAACUUACCAUAUCCAAUGGCUUAAAUCUUUGAGAAAGAAUUAUAUUACAUUUUUGUCAAGCUAGUCUUUUUAGGUAAAAUGAGUCCACGGGGUGACCGUUCACACUGACGUGCCUCAUACCUCUGAGAAAGGUCACGUGGCCACGUACUCACUUCUGGGCUGGCUCACUCAUCCCAACCUGCUUUCACACUGGCAUGUCUAGUUUCCCAGAAACGUCACGCUUCUAUGAUUACAUUCAAAUUCUCUCUGUGUCCAGGAGGUAACCCCUUUGGGUGGAUGGGUAGGAGACAGUGAGAAACACUCUCCCUAAUAACUACUUUAAGGUCUAAAAGUUCCAUCAUUGUGUGUGGCUAUAUGUGUAAAUGAAAGUGCAUCUACAAGGGCUGAAUAGCUAAAGUAGUAGGUAGGGGGAGUAUAUUCCCCACCCUCACCCCCUCCCAAAAGUAUUAUCUCUAGGAUCCCAAGAGAGUUUUUACUUAGUAAUAAAACAAAAAUCAUAAGAGGCAUUCAUAUAUUAAAAAUAAGUGCAGGAAUAAUAACACAUCAUCACAUCAUAAUAAACACAUCACACUCAUAUAUUAAAGUAAAUGCAGGAAUAAUACAUACAUCUUCUUAAACUGUGGCAGACAAAAUUGAACAAAAUAACCCAGAUGUAGUCUGACUAUGGAGUGGAAAAGUGUCUUCUUUUCUUGGGCUUUUAUGAAUCAGUGUUUUGGAGAACAGUAUGACAUGAAAGAAACAGCACCAGACUCAGGAGUUCUAAGUGAAUCCUACUCUCCCACUAAUCCACUCAAUAUCUGUGGGGAAGACUGGUCUCACACACACAAAAAUCUGGCAAGAGAAUACAAGUGAGAAAAAGCCAUGUGCUCACAGUAUUGAAUAACUCUAGACGGAAGGCUCUGAUGUAAUUAGUCUAGCCAGGAACAUGAAUAUGACACAAAACCUCUUCUUUGCUACCCGCUCUCCUUCUGAUCCCCAUUGCUUUCCAGUUGGGCAGAUUCUCUUCUCUCCCAUUCUUGAAUUGACAAAGCAUUUAAAAGCCCUUUCUAGUUACAAUCACUUAAAAGGGGAUUAGAAAAGAGUUAUAGUAUUGAUUUGACUAACAAUUUCCUUUAAAUCUAAGAAUGGCAAAGUCCAUCUUACUGCUUUUUUCAAGACAAGGGAGACAAACCUAGUCAAGUACUCACUCUCCAAGAUGUUGAAAGAUUCUAUUAGUUUGCGGCAAACAGAGCUCACAGUUCAUUGCCCUCAGGUUGACUCUCAGAGCAAGGCAAAUAAAUCCAGCCAGUCUUUCACUCAUCAGAAUUCUGCAUUGUCCAAUUAGAUCUCCACAUCUCUUCCUACAUAGCAAAGCAGCUGCCUCGCCUAUCUUUACCCUUUCUGCUUACCCAAGAACAAGAAGCUAUGCUGAGAAAUUUCAGAAAAGUCAUAGCUGUAAGUGAAGCUCUUCCUUUGAGCUCUGGUUUUAUCCAGUCAGUCAGGAGAUAGCCACUGAAGCCUUCUUGUCAGCUAAUUAACUGCUCCUGCUUACUUCACACUGCAGAGAUAGAGCAGCUUUUCUAGGUUGAUGAAUUUUCCCUCUCUUGAAUAUUUUUUUACCACUCCUAUCAGCCUUCUUCAACUUCAUGUGACUCUUCAUGUCACAGCCAUCAGAACUCCCUGAUGCUUGGUGACUCAUCUUUCAUUUUCUGUAGUAAAAAAAAAAAUCUCCACAUUUCUUCAAUGAGAUGAACAUUUAUUGUUUAACAAUCACUUAGUCUACAGUUAUAUGGUUUUUCAUUUUGUAAGUUUUAUCCUCCUAACUCUUAAAAGAGUUAUAUUUGAGUGACCUGCAGCUCCAAUCAUUUUUUCAGAAGUGAUUCUUUCACAGUCUCUCUUUGAAAAUUGUUAACAUUUUCUCUAUUUUUGAUAAGAAAAGUUCUUUCUCUGCCCCUUUAACCUGUCAAACUGUUCACAUACAAAAAAAGGUCAUCAACCUACAGGUGAUUUAAGAAUUUAUAUUUAUGCUGCAUUUUUUUUUGCUGAAAACUGAUUAUAUUCUAUCUGAAGAUCAUUUCAUUACAUAUAGAUUUUUAACAGUUUUUAUUAAACCAAAGUUCUUUUCCUACUAGUUUCAGGCAUCAAACUGUUCACCUGUCAAGAAGACCUGAUAUCUUUUACCAGUUGAUUUAAUUAUUUUUAUUUAAACAAGAGUAAUUUUUUUGCCUCUUUCAACACUAAACUGCUCCACAUGAAAGGGAAGUUCAAUACAUAGGAGGAGGAAAUCAAUAGAAACCUUCUUCUAAGGAAUAAGUACCAUAACAUAUCUAGGACCCCUAGAUCCAUGGCAGUAGAAAACAAAAGGAAGUGGACCAGAAUCCAUAUAGGAACCAUUUUGCUAGAGGUCUAAUGACAUCAUUCCCUAUACUCAAUAAAAUCCAAUAACUUCCAAGCAACUCCAGGGUCAGAUAUGAAAUCAUUUGUUUAGCAUUCAUAGCCCUUCAUAACCUAGCUCUGAUCCCUCUCCCUCCCCUUUCUAGUCUUCUUAUACCAUAUAUUGAAUCCUCUCCACCACCUAUACUUUGAUCCGGUGACAAUGGCCUCCUUACUAUUCCUCACACAACAUAUUCCAUGUCUCAGCUCUAGACAUUUUCCCAGGCUGUCCCCCAAGCCUGGAAUUCCCUUCCUCCUGGCUUCUCUCUGGCUUCCUUCAAGUCACAACUAAAAUCUCACCUUUUACAGGAAGCCUUUCUUGAUCCCUCUUAAUCUUAGUAUGGUUUUGGGAAUUUUUGAUUUCCUUUGAUCCCUCUUGCAUCUUUGAGUGAACAUUAACCUCAUCAAACCAAAAUGUGUCCCAUGGGACAUGAAAAGUUACUUAAGAGUGUUAAACAUUCCUUAGAGAAGAAGCCAGAGGAAGGAUCUCCACCGCCUCUGACUCCUUGGCAACAUAUCAAUCCUCAUCCUCAAUUAGUCUAUUUGUGAAUCUGUAAAUGUAGUUUGAUCUGUAACCUGGCUUAGUUUACCUAUAGAGUUUGGUGAAUGAGGUUUGUCUCCUUAGGGGGUAUGUGAGAUUAUGAUUUUGUUUUAACUAUUUGUUCAACUUUUAUAACAUUGAAAGAAAUAUGGGAUUAUGGCGCUAUCUUCUCUUUAACUUUCAUGACUUAAGAGGAAUGAACAAAAUUUCAAAGUGUGAAAGAAUGAUUUCUCUGUCAGCCUGAUGUAAUUUUGCCUAUUUCAGCUUUUCUCUGAGGCCUGAACCCUGUGCUUGAGCAUAAUUAUAAAACUUAAAUUUUUACCUCCAUCAUUUCUGCAUUGAGGUAAAUAGCUAUUUGGUGACAGUUACCCACCACAUGUACUCAGGGAGGAGAUAUUUCUCCUCUAACAUUAUCUUCCCUCUGUUAAUUCUCUCCUAUUUAUCCUGUGUAUAGCUUGUUUGUAUAUAGUGGUUUCUUAUUUCCCCAUU
This is a messenger RNA of Vombatus ursinus (common wombat), 6089 nucleotides long. Its product is annotated as T-cell receptor-associated transmembrane adapter 1. The transcript is spliced from 6 exons. NCBI's taxonomy places the organism in Eukaryota, Metazoa, Chordata, Mammalia, Diprotodontia, Vombatidae. The record is from RefSeq and is a predicted model, not a curated record. Bases 203 to 775 code for a protein of 190 amino acids. Gene Ontology annotation, biological process: negative regulation of receptor recycling; positive regulation of T cell receptor signaling pathway. Gene Ontology annotation, cellular component: T cell receptor complex.